Molecule: messenger RNA, 1257 nt
Organism: Rattus rattus (black rat)
Lineage: Eukaryota; Metazoa; Chordata; Mammalia; Rodentia; Muridae
Product: arylacetamide deacetylase-like 2
Exons: 5
Coding region: 1-1206 (401 amino acids)
Cellular component (GO): membrane
Molecular function (GO): carboxylic ester hydrolase activity
Source: RefSeq, a predicted model, not a curated record
AUGAAGCACAAAACUCUGUGCUUUGGAUUCUUUUUUAUAUUCCUUGCUUAUUAUAUUUAUAUACCCAUACCAGAAAACAUUGAAGAACCAUGGAAAGUGAGAAUCAUAGAUGCUGGCAUGAAAAUAUCAUCACUUACGGCCACAUGGUUGGAAAAUAUGGGUCUUAUGAAAUUUGAAGAGUUUUUUGGCAUAUUAAUGGGAAUCCAAGAUACAAAGGCAGUUUCAGAUGAAAACAUUACAGUGAUUGACACAGACUUCAAUGAUAUCCCUGUUCGUCUGUAUUUACCCAAAAGGGAGUCUGAAAGAAAGAGACCAGCUGUGAUUCACAUUCAUGGUGGUGCCUUUAUAUUGGGAAGCUUCAAGAUGCUGCCUUAUGAUUCCAUGAACCGAUGGACAGCCAACAAACUUGAUGCUGUUGUUAUUGCUCCAGACUACAGACUUGCUCCUCAGUACCUAUUCCCAGCUGCCCUAGAAGACUGUGUUUUGGUGACCAAAUUCUUUCUCCAGGAUAAAGUUCUUGCAAAAUACAGAGUGGAUCCCACUCGCAUCUGCAUUUCAGGAGACAGUUCUGGGGGUACCUUGGCAGCAACAGUGACUCAACUGCUACAGGAUGACCCAGAAUACAAAAACAAAAUUAAAGCACAAACCUUGCUAUAUCCUGGACUACAGGCACUUGAUACCUUAAUGCCAUCUUUUCGAGAAUAUGAACAUGGUCCCUUUUUGACAAGGAAGGUAGCAAUUAAGAUGACAUGUCUAUAUUUAUCAGAAGAUAAAGAAUUGCCCAAGACAAUACUGAGAAAUGCUCAUGUGCCUAAGGAGUCAAGACACCUAUUCAAGUUUGUUAACUGGAGUGACUUCCUUCCUGAGAAGUACAAAAAGAACCAUGUUUACACUGAACCAGUUCUUGGAAAACUUAGUGCAUCCCAUCCAGGACUUGUGGAUAGCAGAGUAUCACCUUUGUUGGUCAAUGAUUCCCAGUUACAAAAAUUGCCAUUAACUUAUAUCCUCACAUGUGAGCAUGACAUCCUAAGAGAUGAUGGACUUAUUUACGUCACACGACUCAGAAAUGUUGGAGUUACUUUCACCCAUGACCACAUAGAGGAUGGAAUCCAUGGAGCCGUAUCAUUCGCCACAGCGCCAUUUCAUUUACAAUUAGGCCAGAGAUUAAUAGAUAAGUAUAUAAUUUGGUUAAAAGAAAAUCUGUGAUGGUACAUGUAGCUAGUUGGUCUUUUGGUUAGCAAUGUAACCUAAAGCAUU